Egretta garzetta (little egret) is the source of this 1404-nucleotide messenger RNA. RefSeq names its product ubiquitin specific peptidase 43 (gene USP43). Gene Ontology annotation, biological process: protein deubiquitination. The record is from RefSeq and is a predicted model, not a curated record. NCBI's taxonomy places the organism in Eukaryota, Metazoa, Chordata, Aves, Pelecaniformes, Ardeidae. Gene Ontology annotation, molecular function: cysteine-type deubiquitinase activity.
AUGCCGAACAUCGUCUCCAAGCACAGCUCGCAGUUUCGGGGCAACGCGCAGCACGAUGCCCUCGAGUUCCUGCUCUGGCUACUGGACCGCAUGCAUGAGGACCUGGGCGCCGCCUCCCCUGCCCACUCCCCGCCGGCCGCCCAGCAUCCCCGUGGGCAGAGCUUCGUGCAGAGCCACUUCCAGGCGCAGUACAGGUCCUCCCUGACGUGUCCUCACUGCCUGAAGCAGAGCAACACCUUCGACCCCUUCCUGUGCAUCUCCCUGCCCAUCCCGCUGCGCCAGACCAGGGCUCUCAACGUCACCCUGGUGCUGCAGUGCGAGCGCCGGCGGUUCGUGCGGGUGGGGCUGGCUGUGCCCCUGCGCGGCACCGUGGCCGAGCUGCGGGAGAUGGUGGCACGGGAGGGACGCAUCCCCCCGGAGCAGGUGGCUGAUGGUGUCACCAUCGGUGGCAACGGUGUCACCCUGGAUGCCUGCAGUGCCACCCAGCUCCCACAGCAGAGACACCCCAGCCCAGCCACCCUCCCCAGCACGCAGGGCACGGGUGCCCUCUUCCGUAUCCGCCUGGCUGGGGGCUCGGCCCCCUGUGCCUACCUGUCCCCGCAGGACCCCCGGCCCCUCUGCCACCCCGCCGUCGACAGAGCGCUGCAGCUGAGUGGGGCGGGUGGCCCUCCCCACGUGAAGCUGACGGUGGAGUGGGACUUGAGCACCAAAGAGCGCCUUUUUGGCAACAUCCAGGAGGAGGUGGUGGAGGACGCGGAGAGCGUGCGGCUGCAGCAGCAAGCACACCGGCAGCAGCACAGCUGCACGCUGGACGAGUGCUUCCAGCUCUACCAGGUGGCUGAGCACCGGCACAAACUCACCACGCUGGUGAGGUUCCCUCUGCGGGGUCUCGACAUGGCCCCUCACGUGGCACAGCGGGGCCAGGCCGGCGGGCAGCUGUUGGGGCGCUGGGCGCCCUGGCAGACCCCCCUCUGCCUGCCCCCGAGCUGCCCCCGUGACUCCCUCUAUGACCUGUACGCCGUCUGCAACCACCACGGCAGCAUGCCGGGUGGCCACCACACCCGGGAGUGCAUAGCCCCUGACCCCCCUCACCCUGUGUCCCCCUUUGUGCCCCCAGCCUACUGCUGCAACGCUCUGGACGGGCGGUGGUACAGCUACGACGACAGCCGGGUGGAGGGGGUGCAGGAGGCGGAGGUGAGCACCCGCAGCGCCUACAUCCUCUUCUACCAGCGCCGGAACGCCGUGCCUGCGUGGUCGGCUGGCAGGCCCGCCAGGGGCGACUAUUUUGGGGGCGCAGGCGGGUCCCCCCACACCAAGGUCUAUGCAAUACGCGAUUCCUCUAGCCAGCUUUUGUACGCGGGGGCUGCGGCCGCGCCGCCAGUGGUUUCUAUUAAAGACACGUGA